Molecule: messenger RNA, 1717 nt
Organism: Anopheles arabiensis
Lineage: Eukaryota; Metazoa; Arthropoda; Insecta; Diptera; Culicidae
Exons: 2
Coding region: 16-1158 (380 amino acids)
Source: RefSeq, a predicted model, not a curated record
CCCAAGAAGCGCAAGAUGAACCCCGCUGACGCAACGAUGGAUUUACCGACGGAGGAGGAGCAGCGACGUGCAUCCUUAGGCCGGCCGGGAUUUUUCAACCCGGCGGUGAUGCAGCAACCCGGAACAUCGCAGCCGCACGUUCCCUCCGUGCACGAAGUAGCGUUCCAUCAUCAGGUGUCCCCAAACGGGCACCUCUAUCCGCCAUCGCAAUUGGGACCCGCAUCAGCGCAGCCGGUAUCAGCGCCAUCGCAAUUUGUGCAACCGCCAUCGCAAACGGGCUCAGCUGUAGUGGAUAACGCCGUACUCCUGCAAACGCUGAAAAUGAUGCAGCAACAAAUGACCCAGCAACAGCAGCUUAUUAGUAAAAUAAUGGCCCAGCAAAUAAGCCAGCCCGCAUUUACGCCAAAUUUCAAUCCAGAGCAAGCAACGGAAGCAUUAGCCAAUUCGAUUAUGGAAUUUCGGUUCGAUCCUGAAGCUGGCAUCACCUUCAGAACAUGGUUUUCCCGGUACGAGGAGCUGUUCAACGAGGAUGCUUGUCGGUUAAGUGAUGCAGCAAAAGUGCGACUUCUUUUAAGGAAGCUAGGUGCAGCCGAGCAUGAUCGGUAUUUGUCGUUUAUCCUGCCCCUACGUUCAAGUGAAUUUUCAUUCAAGGAGACGAUCGCAAAGCUCGCUGUGCUGUUCGACGUGCAGGAAUCCUUGAUAAGCAAAAGGUACAAGUGUUUGCAGCUUACAAGGAAACCUGAAGAGGAUCUGCUUACCUACGCAUGUCGUGUAAAUAAAUCAUGCGUAGAGUUCGAGCUCAGCAAGCUCGACGAGGAACAGCUAAAGUGCCUCUUAUUCGUUUGUGGAUUAAGAGAAGAACGAGACGUCGAAGUGCGAACCAGAUUGUUGGCGAAAAUCGAGGAUCGAGAGCAGAUUACGUUGCAGCAACUGUCAGAGGAUUGUAGUCGCAUUGCCGCACUAAAAAGAGACAGCGCAAUGAUACAAGAAAAUGAACGCACCGGCAAUUCCCCAGAAGAAAUAAUGUCCAAAGAUAUGAUAAGCAGCGUCCUCCCGCACGGAACACCCAGCCCAGCCGACCAUGCUGGCUUUGUGGCGAUAGACAUUGGGUGCAAGACUGCGAAUACAAAUCGCACACAUGCCAAGAUUGCGGAAUAGAAGGGCACCGAGAAGGACACUGCAAUACCGCAAGUCGAUUCGGAAAGUUUCGGCACAGCCCAUCAGCGGAGGUUAAAAUCGUCACGGUGAAUGCUUGUGCAGUCGCAGUAAACCGUAAGUACGUAAACGUGCAAAUAAAUGGGAACAAUGCCAGGUUGCAACUCGAUACGGGGUCCGAUAUCACGAUCAUAAAUCGACCCAUGUGGAAAAGCUUAGGAGAACCUUUAUUAAAUGCAUGCGAGAUAAGAACAAAGACAGUGUCAGGAGCUAACCUUCACAUAGACGGGGAAUUCGAAGGAAUUAUUACGGUUGGAGGAAUUACGAAAACAGCCACAAUACGGGUAGCUCGCGUAAAUCUUUUAUUAUUGGGUGCAGACGUAAUAGAAUCAUUUAACCUGGGAUCGUUACCAAUGAAUGCGUACUGUGAAUCAGUUUCAACAACGACACCAAUUGCUAAAAGCUUAGAAUAUCCCAGCGUUUUUAAAGGAUCAGGCAACGAUUAUUAUUUUACAAACGGAACAACGACUGCUACAUAACAAAAAAAAAAAAAAAAAAAAGA